Molecule: messenger RNA, 1690 nt
Organism: Vespa mandarinia (Asian giant hornet)
Lineage: Eukaryota; Metazoa; Arthropoda; Insecta; Hymenoptera; Vespidae
Gene: Hao
Product: Hydroxyacid oxidase
Biological process (GO): fatty acid alpha-oxidation
Cellular component (GO): peroxisomal matrix
Molecular function (GO): (S)-2-hydroxy-acid oxidase activity; FMN binding
Source: RefSeq, a predicted model, not a curated record
CAACUUGAUGGUAUAUUACCAAGUAUAUAAACAUCUUUAUCAGUAACGUUAUACAUAGUUCACAUUCGAUGAAUACGAUGGAUUAUGUUAAUAAUUUUCGUUCUUGGUGUCAGUUAUACGCCAGACGGCCAAGACGAUCGAUGCACUCUUUGAUUCUCUUCUUCUUCUGAAUCUAGUUGUUCCUUCUAAGCGAAAAUUUUUCAACGAUAUAAUAUCAUUUUAUUCUCCACGAUAUUUUGAUUUUCUCGCAGAAAAUGUUGAACUUGGUAUGCUUGGAAGAUUAUGAAAAAUAUGCGAUAAACAAUUUGACGCCAAUCGUAAGAGAUUAUUAUAAAAGCGGAGCCGGUGAAGAAUCUAGUUUACGAUGGAAUAGAGAAGCUUUUAAGAGGUAUCGAAUAAAACCUAGAUUUCUUCGAGAUGUUUCAAAAAGAGACAUAAGCACGACGAUAUUAGGUGAAAAGAUUUCUAUGCCAUUGGGAGUAGCACCAUCUGCAAUGCAACGCAUGGCACACCCCGAUGGUGAAUGUGCUAAUGUUAAAGCUGCCGAAGCAGCGGGAACGAUAUUUAUACUCUCGACUAUAUCAACCAGCAGUAUCGAAGAAGUCGCGAAGGUAGCACCGAAAUGUAUAAAAUGGUUUCAACUUUACGUUUACAUCGAUCGAAACAUUACAUUGAAUUUAAUAAGGCGAGCCGAGAAAGCUGGCUUCAAAGCACUCGUUCUUACAAUAGACGCGCCAAUUUUUGGUGACAGACGAGCCGAUUUGAGAAACAAAUUUUCACUUCCUAAACAUUUGAGAUUAGCUAAUUUUGAAGAAGCUUUGUUGAAUAAAAUGACCACAUCUAAAACGGGAUCAGGUUUAAACGAGUACGUUAAUAAAAUGUUCGACCAAUCACUUUCUUGGAAAGAUAUUACAUGGCUCAAAAGCAUUACGAAACUGCCGAUCAUAUUGAAAGGUAUUUUAACUGCCGAAGAUGCAAUUUUAAGCGUGAAAUAUGGAGCCGCUGCCAUUAUAGUUUCUAAUCAUGGUGCACGUCAAGUUGAUGGUGUUCCUGCCACGAUCGAAGUCUUACCAGAGAUAGUGAAUGCAGUAAAGGAUAAAAUAGAAAUUUAUAUGGAUGGAGGAAUUAGACAAGGCAUUGACGUUUUUAAAGCUCUUUCUUUAGGCGCUAACAUGGUAUUUAUAGGUAGACCGAUGUUAUGGGGUUUAUGUUAUGCUGGAAAAAAAGGUGCAUUAAAUAUUCUUGAAAUGAUGAAAAAAGAAAUCGAUCAAGUUUUCGCUUUGACAGGUUGUACGACCAUAAAGGAUGUCACCAGUGAUAUGGUCGUUCACGAGUCACGUUACAGUCACUUGUGAUAUUGCCUUUCACACGAUAAAAUAAUUUUACAAUUUAUUCAACGUUAUGACAAUACAAUAAUCGACAAAGCAUACACGUUCGUUGUUUAUCAUCUUCGAUUUCGCUUAUAUUAAACCAAUUCAUAUAUGAACUACGAAGAGCACGUCCAGUUGUCAGAAAAUAUGCUAUGUAACAUAUUACUACAUAUAUAUUCGAUACAUAUUGGAUUAAUCACAAUAUAUUAUGAUAACGAUAGACACACAGUGUUCGAUGAUUGAUUGAUUAUGUAGCGGUAGUUCCUGCGAGGAUAAUACAUAUGUAUAAUACACGUACAAAAAAGGAGGAUACACAUCAG